Molecule: messenger RNA, 2476 nt
Organism: Mycena citricolor
Lineage: Eukaryota; Fungi; Basidiomycota; Agaricomycetes; Agaricales; Mycenaceae
Source: the annotation of a GenBank genome assembly
CACCCGGCACUGGAGGUGGCUCGAAGGGGAGGAGUAUCGCGUGAGGUAUUCAGGGGAUAGCUGGUUGGUGCGCAAUUCGAAAGACGAUUGCGUUGCUGAGCUCAGGUCGUCCAUAACCCCUAUCUUCUCGGGGGAAAGCAGCCCUCCCGUGCUGCGAUUUAGCCCGACGCUCUCGAGCGAAGACGAGCGCAUCUUCGUGCUGCUUGUGCUUCUGUAUUCUGAAGCAAAGCGUAAAGACGAACAGGGCUGGGAUGCCUGAACGACUUUGGCGUCGUAGCAUACAUCCAUCCAACACUCUUCCUCUAUUUCGACGUAGGAAAGACCAUUACUCAUACCAUAGACAAUUGUCUACUGCGAGCCCAUAGAAUCCGGCCGAUCUAACUCGCAUCCUUCUACGGAGACGCAGAAAGACCCAUGCGUAUGUCUUACAGAUUUUGUGCCAAGGGUUCAGUAAGGAUGACGAGAAGCAGGGUGAGCAAUGCCAGCGAAUCGUUCGUGUCGUCGUUUGGCGUCGGUACAUUGUCAACGUGACAAACAACGACGUUCCAGAGUCGGAUCUUGUCCGCAAAGUGCAGCCUGACCCAUAACCCAGCGCGCUUUGGUCAUACUCGGGAGACGAAUUCGGCUAAAUCCUCGGCGUCGACGAGAAACCCGGAGCUUAUUAUUUGAGCGGUUAGCUUGGCGAGUACGCGAAGGUUGGAUGCAGAGUUCACGGGGCCGAUACGUGCGCAGGGUCGCACCAUCGCCUGACCCAUGGCUUGACAUUUUCAUGGAAGAAAUUUACGGUUAGUAUGGAAGACUAUGGAAGAGGACAAGGAAGGAGGACGGGCCGGAUUUGCCGGAAGCUAAGCAAAUUUGAAAUCACGGCACGUUCGUAUGGUGGUGCUAAAUUUAUCAUUUCCGUUACGUUUGCUCUUUCACUGUUUGCAAGCACGUUCAUAAGUGUAUGCUGGCGUUGCGUCCCCUUCGACGAACGCCCAUUCUCAUCCCCACCAGGCUGUCCACUCUUUUCCCUCCCUCGCCGAUCCGGACUUGCAAACGAGGUCUUAUGGCUCCGGUUCCCCCUAUGAAGCUUCCCCAGUGCUGGGGACACCGCGGUGCCUCGUCUCGUUACCCCGAGAACACUCUGGCCAGCUUCGAAGCUGCCAUCAGAGACGGAGCUGAUGGAAUCGAGAGCGACGUCCACGUCUCCCUCGACGACGUUGUUGUGAUGUUCCAUGACCCAGAUCUCCGGCGCACCACGGACUCUCAGGGUCAGAUCAGGGAGCGCCGAUGGUACGGUGCGGAAGGCAUGGAGCACGUUCGGACGCGCAAGGAGCCUCAUCAGGCUAUUCCCACCUUUGCGGAGACCAUCGCCCUCCUGAUGCUCCCUGAGAACCAGCACGUCGGAUUCAACGUCGACGUCAAAGUGCAGAACGACCCCGCGCGCUUGUUCGCACUGAUGCACAGCAUCAUUUCGUCCCAGCCUGAAUGGGAGACGCGCCUAGCGCCGAGGAUUCUGCUUGGGCUGUGGCAUCCGAGCUUCAUUGAUCCUGCCAAGGAGUUCCUCCCGUACUGCCGUCGUUCUCACAUCGGAGACAGCCCGUCGCUGGCGCGAACGUACUUCUGGAAGGACUGCGACGUGUUCAGCAUGGCAUUCGGGUCUCUGACGUCGGCUGACGGCGAGCGCUUCCGCCAUGAAUGUAAGGCUGAAGGGAAGGAGAUCAUGGUUUGGACCGUUAACGAUCCGAACCAUAUGACGGAGGCGACGCGUUGGGGCGUCGAUGUCAUCCUCACGGAUAAAACCCAGACAUGGCUUGCGUUGCGCACGGCAUUGAGCAAUGUUUGUUUUUGCAGCCGACUACGCGAAGAUCUUGUCUCAACACAGCCGGUUCUUCCUGUGGACGACCGUCAAGUUCUAUACUCCGAUCCAGUACAUCAAGCGCACGAUCGAGCAGCACCAGCUCGAGUCCGUUGCCGGCCCUUUCGACAAACUCAGACUUCUGGGGUCUUUGCGCGUCAGAUUGGCAUAUACCGUCAACUGGUGCCUGAGCUUUGUCCUAUAGAUCUCACCCCCAUAUCCUUAACUCUAAUCAUACCAACAUCUUGUGUCAUCCAUCCCAAGGACAAUCGUAUAGACUCAAAUUUCAUUCCCCAUUCCUUGAUACAUACAAGUACGCUUGACAUCUACAUCCUCGUAUAGACGCUGUAGUAGCUGACAGUACUACGGCGGCUGUGAAAACGACACCGGGGAAAGAGGCAUUACUUUGUGCGUAUGCGACAAUGAAAUCCAGUGAGCUAGAAACGAGCUAGCAACCCGAGAGAACGCGCGCUAGAUGAUGAUCUAGGAAGUGACCGCUGCCUUGGCAUCCGCGGCAGCGAACAGGUUUCUGGCUACCGCGGAGAUAGGCACAACAUCAUCGAAGCUAGUCUAGACGUGGAUAUUGCGGAGGCGGGGUCAGGCAGAGGUACACACACUUAGCAUAUUCCUUUUGAC